UGAAGGCUCUUCGCGCGCUGGCAGCACCGCAACAGAAGCUGUGUGACGAGCUCCGACCUCUGCACGCGGACUGAUCCCGGACCGGCCCCGCUCCCGGUGCGGGUUUAUGUUUGAGGAAAGGCGCGCCGACUGAAGCGGCAGCCGCAGGACGAGGAGGAGGAGGGAGGAGGAAGACCUACAAGCGGUUUACAGGAGCUGGAGGUUGGGGGACGGCGGCAGGAUGCUGUGGCCGCUGCUCUGUCUGCUUCCUCUGGUCGGCAGCAGCAGGAUCGUCGCCCAGGAAGUUGGUCUGAAAGCCAGACACGUCCACGCAGAGGAGGCAGUUGCCGUGACGACAAGGCCUCACAUCUACUACUGUCGUUCCCCCAACAUGGAGGACUUUACAUGUUGGUGGAAUCCCCUGGACAACCUGACAGGUGACGAGGUCACCUACGUCCUCACCUACUCCAAAGAUAAGGGGCCCAAACACGAGUGUCCAGACUACGUGACUGGCGGCCCCAACAGCUGCCACUUUGACAGCAGCCACACGUCCAUCUGGACGAUCUACUGUAUGAACGUGACGGCCAUCACCGCCCACAGGAACCACUCGUCCCAGGAACACUGCCUGGACGUGGCAGAGAUCGUUGAAACCGAGGCUCCGGUUAACCUGACCUACAAGCUGACGGACCCCGGCGGUGAUGAGAUGGGCCACAAUGCACUGCUGUCCUGGAAGUACCCGGCCCCCGAGCACCUGCUGUACGGCUGGAUCACCCUGGAGUACGAGCUGCAGUACAGGCGUGUUACCGAGCCCGACAACUGGAAGGUGAAGCAUCCUCUGCGUGAAGUGCGCGUGGAGCUGCUGGGCCUGAGAGUCGGCGACUACGUGGUCCGAGUCCGCUGCCGCUCGCACAACUACGGCCUGUGGAGCAAGUGGAGCUCCACGCUGUUGAUGAGCAUCCCCGGCAAGCCGCCCACUGGUAAAGUCCUGGUUCUGAUUCUGGUGGCAGGAGUUGGUGUCGUAGCUCUGCUGGCCAUCACCUUCGGUGUCAUUCCUCACAGCAAGAGAAUAAAGGACUACUUCCUGCCCCCCAUCCCGAAACCACGGAUCCUCGGCAUCGACCCACUGCUCCUGAAGAAAGGGAAUUUUGAAGAAAUCAACCGUCACUUCAGCAACUUCCACAGUUAUCGCCCCCCCAGCUACUCAGAGGAGGUCUGGGACCAUCUGACCUCUGACGACAUCUAUCUCACCACACCAAAGGACUACAGCAUCCCAGCUGACGUCACAGACGGGGAGAGAGGCGCCCUAAAGGUUUCCGGCCACCUGAAGCCUGUGGCGGCCCAGCACCCGUUCCCCGCUCCCAACCCGGCGUCUUACGUCCAGAGUGUGCCGCCGUACUGCAGCCUGCCUCCUGAAGUCUUCACCCCACUGCUGGAUGCGCCGACCCCAUGGCUGAGGCCGGAGAUCGUGGUGGUGCCCGGGACGGACUACAGCAUGAUGGAGCAUCCCGGCCACGCCAGCGCCAUCCCUCCUCCUGACUCCACCCAUUUCACUGCCAGCCACUCGCCACAGGAUUUCUACACCUGCGUCCACCUGAUGAAUGAGAGUGGCGAGGUGCACCUGGUGCCCUGCCUGCCGCCCGCAUACUGCCGGGAGUUCCCGCCUUUCCGCAGCGUUGCGUCGUCGGAGGAGGAGGAGGAGAAGAAGAAGCUGGCUGAAUACCAGGCCUGGAAGAGCACCAUGAAAGACGGCGGCGUGUCGGAGAGGAGUGAAGCGGGCGUUCCUCUGCUGCCCGUUUCUGUCGACAACACAGGCUGAGGGAUGGAACAGAGCCACAACAUGGAGACUGUUGCCCUGGGCAACACCUCAAUCUGCUGUAAAAUGCUGGUUUGACCCAAAACUUUGCCCCUGUUCUGUUCCUACGUCUGCAAGAUGCCGGCCUGCAGAGACCACGUUCGCUUGCCCGAUAGUCUCAUCUGGCAGUGAUGCCUCGGUCUCUAGACCACCAUCUUGUUUCUCUGUCUUAUAUUAGUUUUGGAUCUCAUCUUCUCUGGUUUUGGGAAACUGGUCUCUCUCAGAUCCAGUUUCAAAAACAUCAGAGACGAGCGCCCUGUCCAGAAGAAGCUGAACCUCCCAAUCCAUUCCUCCUGGUUUCUGGGUAAUGAAGUCCAUGAAACCUGGAGGACAAGCAGAGAUUCUCAUUCAGGGUUCAUCCAUCUCAGGAAAAAGGAAAGUGUAAUGGCUACAGCUGCUCUCAGUGUUUCCUUAUUGGAGGUCCACCAUAAGCUUCACACGGAAGACAAGGCUCAUUGUAACCCAGAUCAAACCAGUUUUAAUGAGCUAAUCUUCAGGAUCCACUCCUUCAUGAUCCGUGUGCUGGUUCCUACAUGUGUGAUUAUCCUGAACAUGAUAGGAAUCAAAUUCCAUCUGAUGAUCUGUCUCUGACAUUUAGAGCAUUUCCCUCAGGAAAGCUUCCAGCUACUGUCUCAGAGUAUUUCUGCUUUCUUUUAUCUUAUAAAUACAAAUAUGUCUGUUUAUUUUCCAGAGGAGAGUUUUAUCCCAGAGCAGGGCGAAGCUAGCGCCUCUCUGGCCAUCACACGCAAAGUAAAUCUAUUUUUAUUACAGAUCCUUGCAGUUCAGCACAACAAAAACUCUAAAAAGAAUAGAAAUAUUUGUAGAAAUGAUGACGGAUUUCGGGUACGAUCUCUUUCUGUAGUGGAAGGAGAACAUUUUUAGGCCUCAUUCGGGGCUGAGAGACUUUAGGCCAAACCAGCAGGUGGAGCUGUUUUCCCCUGAGGUGUGUAGGAGCCGGAUGGGCAGAAUAACGAAGAGAAAGCUGGUGUUUCUGCUCCUGGCUGCUCUUUGGUGCUGGAUGAUGUUCAAGGCUUCGCUGCAGCUGCCAGACCACGCUGGCAGUCAUCAAGAUAAGAUGGCAGCUCCUUCCUGAUCUGGAGGUGUAGCAACCACACGCUGAAGGAGCUGCUUAGAGCCGCUACAGCAGGAUGCAUCGGGUGGGUGGUGUCCAUGAUGGACACUUGGCUAACAUCCGUCUGUCUGCCGGGCUGCUGAUGGAGUCCAGGAGCAGCCCAGGACAGAUCCAGCUCUCUUGACCAGUUUAAGUUUCUUCCUGUCUCGUUGCUGCUCCCUCCCCAGCACACGAGGGCAUCAAGUGUCCAGAGCACAGCUCCAUGUACACCGAAGGACCUCAGCCUUCUCAGCAGGUGGAGGCGACUCCUUUAAGACGUCUGUGUUUGUCCAGGCCAGGUUAAAACAAAACAAAAAGAGCGUCUGCUGGUCUAAAGCCAGAUGUGGUCCAGCUGCAUGCGUUGCCAGAUAGUGCCAAACGUUGCCCCGCACCAAAGAGCCACCGGUGGCUGGUUUAUGUGGCUCGUCUGCCUGGGGGGAGGGGUGAAGGUGCUAAUCCAGAACGAGCCAGACAGACUUGACAGAAGUGGAACACUAUCAUCGUCGUCGUGGUAACGCUCUCCUCCCCCUCCCACACGUGGAACUCAUCCAGCAGCGAUGUGAUGUCAUCACUGCUGACUUCCUCUCGGUGAUGUUGUUUAACGUUGUCUCUUCUUCGUGCCUUUUCUCUCGUGGUGGUGUUCGUUCCUCCCCGUGUAGUGAUGUGUUCAUGUCCUCCGAGCCGCCGGAGCUCGGCCUGUCAGAUGAAAGCACUUUGGAUUUGAUGCAAUAAAGACAGAAAGGCUCCCGGGUUCAUUGUUUAAUGUCAGAUAUCUGAGAAAGUCAAGGAAAGAGGUGCUCCAGAAAUAAAAACUGUGCCAACUCAUGCAACAAGUAGUGAAAGCUCAGGAAGUUAGGAAGCUUCCGUCUCAUUGGUCAGGUUAAAUAAAGCUAAACGAUCCUGGAAGGAGACUCAUACCUUAGACCAGGGGUCUGCAGCCUUUCCAGUCCAAAGAGCCAUUUUCCCCUCAGCCAGCUACAGAAAACUCCUUUAGAGACGCAGAUGUUACCAGACCUUUGGAACAAGACAUCUUAGAUGUUUUGAUAAAUGUCUGCUACAGGACAUUUGUUAUUCUUGAAUAACCACAUUUUUAUUUCUAUUUUUAGGUUUGAAAUAAAGAAAAACAGGAUAGACAGACUUUGUACUAUGGGAUGUAGAUAUUUGUGGGAAAUGAUGUAAAUAAAAAGAUGAAAAGAAAUAUU
Melanotaenia boesemani (Boeseman's rainbowfish) is the source of this 4144-nucleotide messenger RNA. RefSeq names its product prolactin receptor-like. The coding region runs from base 221 to 1795 and encodes 524 amino acids. NCBI's taxonomy places the organism in Eukaryota, Metazoa, Chordata, Actinopteri, Atheriniformes, Melanotaeniidae. Gene Ontology annotation, biological process: cytokine-mediated signaling pathway. Gene Ontology annotation, molecular function: cytokine receptor activity; protein binding. Gene Ontology annotation, cellular component: external side of plasma membrane. The transcript has 9 exons. The record is from RefSeq and is a predicted model, not a curated record.